Molecule: messenger RNA, 786 nt
Organism: Saccharomyces mikatae IFO 1815
Lineage: Eukaryota; Fungi; Ascomycota; Saccharomycetes; Saccharomycetales; Saccharomycetaceae
Gene: MET16
Product: phosphoadenylyl-sulfate reductase (thioredoxin)
Exons: 1
Coding region: 1-786 (261 amino acids)
Cellular component (GO): cytoplasm
Molecular function (GO): phosphoadenylyl-sulfate reductase (thioredoxin) activity
Source: RefSeq, a predicted model, not a curated record
AUGAAGGCCUAUCAUUUGAAUAACAACAUUGUUGUCACCCAAGAGCAGUUGGAUCAUUGGAAUGAACAAUUAGCUAAGUUGGAAACGCCACAGGAGAUUAUUGUGUGGUCUCUUAUUACUUUCCCUCACCUUUUCCAAACUACUGCAUUCGGCCUAACGGGUUUGGUUACAAUUGAUAUGCUGUCGAAACUAUCUGGGAAGUAUUACAUGCCGGAAUUAUUAUUUAUAGACACUUUACACCAUUUCCCGCAGACGUUGACGCUAAAGGAAAAGGUCGAGAAAACGUAUUACCAGCCUAAAAAUCAAACCAUUCAUGUCUAUAAGCCGGAUGGAUGUGGGUCAGAAGCAGCAUUUGCUUCUAAAUACGGUGAUUUCUUAUGGGAGAAAGAUGAUGAUAAGUAUGACUAUCUGGCCAAAGUGGAGCCUGCACAUCGUGCCUACAAAGAACUACUUGUAAGCGCUGUUUUUACAGGCAGAAGGAAAUCACAAGGUUCUGCUCGUUCUCAGUUGUCAAUUAUUGAAAUAGACGAGCUUAACGGAAUUUUGAAAAUAAACCCAUUGAUCAACUGGACAUUCGAGCAAGUUAAACAGUAUAUAGAUGUAAACAAUGUACCAUACAAUGAACUUUUGGAUCUUGGGUACAGAUCCAUUGGUGAUUACCAUUCCACACAACCUGUUAAAGAAGGUGAAGACGAAAGAGCGGGGAGGUGGAAGGGUAAGACAAAGACUGAGUGUGGAAUUCACGAAGCCAGUCGAUUCGCACAAUUCUUGAAGCAAGAUGCAUAG